CAACUUUCUCUAACCAUCAUCAUUCAUUCACCUUUUGGUUUGUGGUCUGACCAAUCUGCAGAGAGAUAGUGCAAGAAGAAACAAACAAAGUCAACAAAAUCCAAACACAUGUUUUCGUAAAGAAAAUGUUUGGGGCUUUAUAUGGCUUAACAAAGUAAGUACUCUGAAUCAGAGUUUCUGAUUUGACUCCUUCAACUUCUUUACAUAGUCCUAUGGAAUUUUACUGUGUCCCCACUUCCUCCUAAAAAGUCGUCUCAUCAAUCAUCGUCAGAGCAACAAAUUUACCUUUAGUGGGUUCCAACUUCUCUGAAACAGAGGACCAAGUGUGUCCUUCAAGUCUUCUGCUUGAUGAAGUUACAGUUGGAGACUUGGUAAGCAGAGUAAGACAAGACCAGCUUUGAACAAAUGGGAUGUCGAGUCAAGAAGAAGAUAUAGGCACAAGUGAUACACUAAUUGGAUCGUUGUUGAGGUCCAUUUCUGAGGUAAUCACAUCCUUGGAGUCCUUACAAGCAGAAACAGAGAGGUUCCUCGAAUGCGCUUGCUACUUUUAUCGAGUUUCAGUUGUGUUAAUGGAGAUACAGACAGCAGAGAGCAACGUCAUAUGUUCAAUUGAUAUUUUUGAAUCACUAUCCGAUAGUGUAGAUGUUGCCAAGAAACUGGUUGAGAAAUCUCAAGAAAGCAACGAAGCCGAAUCAACUACUGAUCUGAGAAGCAUUGAGGCAGGUUUUGAAGGCGUUGUAAAGCAGAUGGGUGAAACUUUGCAGUCCAUACCUGAAUCAACAUUCGACGAGGAAGAAUAUAUAGGAGUUGUUAUUCAGUCUCUUUCAAAUGAGAUGCAAAAUGCUACCAUUGGAGAUGGUAGUAAAAGUGAGAUGAUAAACAAUGGGCAGCAGAAGAUUUCUGCAAAGCAUACACCGGAUAUUGUGUCUGAGCAAAUGGAGGAAGACCUCUAUCCCACUGAUCCUGAAUUUUCCUAUGAAAGUUACAUGAUGUAUAGUGAAUCACAAUCACAAAUGACUGAUAUACCAGAUAUCCCAAGCAAGAGCACAGAUGUUAGCCGCCAGAGAAAGCAUGGAAAUCAUAGUGAAUCACAAUCACUAGUAACCGAAAUACCAGAUAUCCCAAGCCAGAGCACAAAUGUUAGCAGCCAGAGAAAGCAUGGGAAUCUCAGUAAAUCACAAUCACAAAGUACCGAAAUACCAGAUAUCCCAAGCCAGAGCUCGAAUGCUAGCAGCCAGAGAAAGUAUGGAAAUCUUAGUGAAUCAUUGUCAAUGUUACCACAGGUGACACAGUUCAUGGAACCUCCAUACCAAGCUUUCAUCUGCCCGUUGACCAAAGAGAUAAUGGAAGAUCCAGUCACCACAGAAACAGGAGUAACCUGCGAAAGACAAGCAGUAAUAGAGUGGUUUGACAGUUUUGGAAACUCCGAUGAGAUCAACUGUCCAGUUACGGGUCAAAAGUUGACCACUGAAUUAAGUGCAAAUGUUGUCUUGAAAACCAUCAUUCAGGAAUGGAAAGUACGUAACGAGGCAGCAAGAAUCAAAGUGGCUCAUGCAGCUUUAUCCUUAGGCGGUUCAGAAAGUAUGGUCAUCGACGCGUUAAGAGAUCUGCAAAUGACCUGUGAAGGGAAAGAGUACAACAAGGUACAAGUCCGUGAAGCUGGGAUCAUUCAGCUGCUUGAUAGAUACCUGACGUACAGAAGUAAAGAUGUGAGGUUUGAACUACUAAAGUUCUUAAGGACACUGGCAGAUGAAGAAACUGAUGACGGAAAGGAAAUGAUUGUGAAGACAAUAACUAUGUCAUGCGUAAUCAAACUUUUGGGAAGCAGUCACCAGCCUGUAAGACAUGCAGCACAAGCCUUACUGCUUGAGCUUUCAAAAUCCCAACAUGCAUGUGAGAAGAUUGGGACUGCUAGAGGGGCGAUACUAAUGUUAGUUACCGCAAAGUAUAACAGGGAGUUGGAUUCCUUUGCAUCUGAAACAUCAGACCAAAUCUUAAGAAAUUUAGAGAAGUGUCCUGAGAACAUCAAGCAAAUGGCAGAGAGUGGACUAUUGGAACCUCUUCUGGGCCAUCUAGCAGAAGGGAGUGAGGAGACUCAGGUGGCAAUGGCUGCGUACCUUGUGGAAAUUGAUAUUGGACAUGAGAAAAAAACUUAUGUAGCUGAGAAGGCUUGCCCUGCGCUCAUUGGGCUGGUGCAAAGUGAAAAUAUUGACGCUAGAAGAGCCGCCUUCAAAGCUCUUGCUCAUAUUUCAUUGUAUCACCCCAACAACAAGAUACUGGUAGAGGUCGGCAUCAUCAAGAUCAUGGUCGAAGAAAUGUUCACGAAGCGAGUGUUUAGUGAUCUGAUGAACUCCAGGAACGAAGCUGCUACAAUACUUGCAAACAUACUGGAAUCUGGGCUGGAACAUGAGACCUUUGAGGUGAAUACUCAUGGCCACACAUUAGGCUCGGAUUACUUUGUAUACAACAUCAUCCACAUGCUCAAGAACUCAAGCCCAGAUGAUCUUAACAUUGAUUUGAUCAGGAUUCUCCUAUCCUUGUCCAAAUCACCUAGAGCGAUGGCAACAAUCGUCUCAGUGAUCAAAGAAACCGACGCAAGCUUUGCCAUGAUAGAACUCAUCAACAAUCCUCAUGACGAAUUAGGGGUUGGAGCAUUAAAACUUCUAAUAGCCCUUACCCCCUACAUCGGUCACACGCUAUCAGAGAGACUAUGUAAAACUAGAGGUCAGCCAGAGAAUCUUAUCCAGUGCCCAGUAGAAGCAAAUCAAAUAACAGAAAAGCAUGCUGUUUCAGCCAAGUUACUUGCUAAACUUCCUCAUCAGAAUCUGACUCUUAAUUUAGCACUGGUCAACGAGAGCAUAGUGUCUGAAAUUCUGCAUGCAAUCCAUCUGAUUCAAAGAAGUGGAGCACGAACAAGCAGGUAUGCAACUGAUUUCUUGGAAGGUCUCGUUGGCAUCUUAGUGAGAUUCACAACUACACUGUACGAGCCCCAAAUGAUGUACCUAGCCAGAAACCACGAUUUGACAUCAGUGUUUGUUGAUUUAUUGAUGAAAACAUCAAGCGACGAAGUUCAAAGGUUAUCAGCAACUGGACUAGAAAAUCUAUCAUCUACAACUAUGACUUUAUCGAGGCCACCCCAACCUAGGAGCACAAAAUUCAUGGGAUCACUGAGUAUGCCUAGGUCUUUCUCCCUCCGUUCAUCCAAAAAGAAGCAGAUAGAGAUCUGUGCAAUCCACAGAGGCGUAUGUUCUGCAAAAAACACAUUUUGCUUGGUUGAAGCAAAUGCAAUCACAAAGCUUCUAGCAUGUUUGCAGAGUGAUAAAGUGGAGGUAGUGGAGUCAGCAUUAGCUGCUAUAUGCACGCUAUUAGAUGACAAGGUCGAAGUGGAGAAGAGUUUAAGCAUGCUGAGUGAAAUGAAUGCAGUACAACUAAUUCUAAAUGCAGUCAAGGAACACAAGAAAGAGUCUCUAUUGCAGAAAGCAUUUUGGAUGAUUGACAAGUUCAUUAUUAGAGGCGGAGAUAAGUAUGCCAGCGAAAUAUCACAAGAUAGGAUGUUGUCAGGCGAUGGAGGCGAGAUUUGGGGGAAGAUUGUGUGGUCCGGUGCUGUCUACAAACUUGAUCCUCUCUCACACUCAUUUAGCGUCAAAGUCUUACAUUCUGCUUCUGUCCAUGUCUGA
Arabidopsis thaliana (thale cress) is the source of this 3677-nucleotide messenger RNA. RefSeq names its product Armadillo/beta-catenin-like repeat family protein. The record is from RefSeq and is marked reviewed. Lineage: Eukaryota; Viridiplantae; Streptophyta; Magnoliopsida; Brassicales; Brassicaceae. Gene Ontology annotation, biological process: protein ubiquitination. The coding region runs from base 411 to 3677 and encodes 1088 amino acids. The transcript is spliced from 5 exons. Gene Ontology annotation, molecular function: ubiquitin-protein transferase activity; ubiquitin protein ligase activity.